UAUGCUGCAAGUGCAACCGCAGCAGCUUCUACUCUCCGUUCCCUGCUUGGUUUUGCAUUCCCUCUCUUCGGACAACAAAUGUUCGCAGUACUCGAUUAUGGGGGAGGCAACUCCCUUCUUGCAGGUCUUGCCAUUGUCAUCGGUAUACCGUUUCCCAUCUGGAUAUAUUACGCUGGCGAACGUAUGCGUGCAAAGAGCUCUCUAACUCGUUGA
Molecule: messenger RNA, 213 nt
Organism: Suillus subaureus
Lineage: Eukaryota; Fungi; Basidiomycota; Agaricomycetes; Boletales; Suillaceae
Exons: 2
Biological process (GO): transmembrane transport
Molecular function (GO): transmembrane transporter activity
Source: RefSeq, a predicted model, not a curated record